ACUGUUAAUAGACUGCCGGCUCUCUCUCUUUCACACUCGAAAAUUCUGCUGGGUUGGGUUGUCUCUCUUUAUUAAUUAACCCCCCACCAGUCUCAGCUCGUUCCCUGUAUAUUGUUUCCUCACUGAAAGUAUUGCUCAGGGAAAAAAAAAUGGAUAGACGUCGAAGGAAGCAAGCCAGGACCACAACUUAUUGCUCUGAUCAAGCUACUUCACGGCUCUUUCUGUGUGAUGAUUUGGUAGAGGUAAGCAGCAUUGAAUGGGAAUUCAUCAACAUGUCAGAAGAAGAAGAAGAUCUCAUUUACAGAAUGUAUAAGCUGGUCGGAGACAGGUGGGCUUUGAUCGCAGGUCGAAUUCCAGGCCGCAAAGCUGAGGAAAUAGAGAGAUAUUGGAUUAUGAGACAUUGUGAAGGGUUUGCCAGUCGACGGAAGGAACGAAAAAGAGAUUAUGUCAGAGAGUCUGUACUGACAGUGAUCGUGAUUUCCCUCGCCUAUCGUCCCUAAUUUUGAUUAUGAACAUUUGAACAGCUAUUCCAUGAUUGUGCCCAAAAUCGUGUGUAGGAAAACGCAAGCUGUUCCUCAAAAUUUAAAAUCGAGGAUUUUUUUUAUAAUUUCACAAUAAAGACAUAUAAAUUUCUUGUCCA
Populus euphratica (Euphrates poplar) is the source of this 640-nucleotide messenger RNA. RefSeq names its product MYB-like transcription factor ETC3. The transcript has 4 exons. Gene Ontology annotation, molecular function: transcription cis-regulatory region binding. The record is from RefSeq and is a predicted model, not a curated record. The coding region runs from base 150 to 500 and encodes 116 amino acids. Gene Ontology annotation, cellular component: nucleus. Gene Ontology annotation, biological process: cell differentiation; regulation of DNA-templated transcription. Lineage: Eukaryota; Viridiplantae; Streptophyta; Magnoliopsida; Malpighiales; Salicaceae.